This is a messenger RNA of Penicillium malachiteum, 393 nucleotides long. RefSeq lists its product as uncharacterized. Bases 1 to 393 code for a protein of 130 amino acids. Gene Ontology annotation, biological process: transmembrane transport; carbohydrate transport. The transcript is spliced from 2 exons. Gene Ontology annotation, molecular function: carbohydrate:proton symporter activity. The record is from RefSeq and is a predicted model, not a curated record. NCBI's taxonomy places the organism in Eukaryota, Fungi, Ascomycota, Eurotiomycetes, Eurotiales, Aspergillaceae. Gene Ontology annotation, cellular component: membrane.
AUGGACGCCACACAAUACGUCUAUGUCUCUGAGAUAUUCCCGAGUCAUUUACGCUCUGUGGGCGUUGCAUUCAGCGUGGCCUCCUUUUAUCUGGCAUCCGAGGUGACUCUCUCAGUUGCGCCUAUUGCUAUGAAUAGCAUCGGGUGGAAGUUCUAUCUCGUGCUUAUUUGCCCGAGCUUCUUCUACAUUAUUUUGCUUUUCAUGUAUCUCCCUGAAACCAAGGGCUGCACUCUGGAGGAGAUUGGUGGCCUUUUUGGCGAUACAAAUAUUGCAAACCGAUGGUAUGAAUUGAAUGAGGACGAGAGAAAUGCUCUCCAUGAACAUGUGAUGCUGGAAAAGAAGGAUUCUGGCGCUGUUGGGGAUGCACAGACCAUUGAGUAUAUCGGGGUUUAA